Periophthalmus magnuspinnatus is the source of this 1584-nucleotide messenger RNA. RefSeq names its product dynein regulatory complex protein 9-like. The coding region runs from base 20 to 979 and encodes 319 amino acids. Gene Ontology annotation, biological process: cilium organization. Gene Ontology annotation, cellular component: motile cilium; cytoplasm. Gene Ontology annotation, molecular function: protein binding. The record is from RefSeq and is a predicted model, not a curated record. The transcript has 9 exons. Lineage: Eukaryota; Metazoa; Chordata; Actinopteri; Gobiiformes; Gobiidae.
UGGUAAAUUCUUCACUAAAAUGAGUGAGGAUAACGCGAGGAUGCAGCUGUCUAGGAGUCUGAGAGUGUCCGCUGUACUGGAGGACCUUCAGACUCAGCUUGCAUUAUUAGCAGUUUCUUUCACUGUAGACUUGGACAAGAAUCCACGCAGCCCUCAUGAAAAAGUCACUCUGAACAAACUGAUCCAAGAUUGUCACGCUCUAUCAGAACUUAUGGGAACAUUCCGUGAGGAGCUGGAGGAAAACCAGUCUUUUACCUCUUUGUUAAAUAAAAUGGAGGACGAAGAACAAAGGAAACAAAUGAUGGCUGAGCACAUAAGAAAAAUGACAAAGGCAGACUUCAGAGAGAAACAGGCAUUUUGCACAAAGCUGGAAGAGGAACUAGAAAAAAAACGCACACUUUUUGAGAGACUUGAAAAUGAAUAUGCAAUACUGGAAGGUCAACAGGAAGACCAAAAUGAAAAGAACCAAAUGAUAAAAAGUGACAAGGAAGACAAACUACAAAUGUUACAAAAGGAGGCCAGUGAUAAAGAGCAAAUGCUAAAAAAACAGAUUAUGCUGGUGAAAGAACGGAUGGAGAAGGAACGACACUCUCACAAUGUAUCAAUUACAUUUCUUCAAAAUCAACAAAAGGAGAUGAAACAGCAGUGGAAUGUCUGGGAGGAGCGCAUAGGAAUAAUGCGACAGGCUAAGGCACAACAGCUUAAUGAUGUGUGCUGCAAAAUCACCUUGAACCUGGACCGACUUAUGGAAAUGAGAAGGAAGUACAGAGUCAUGGAACAAGUUGUUAUGGAGGACAAGGAGGAGCAGGAGAAACUGCGACAAGAACAACAUCUGGUUAAGGCUGCUACUAAGAUACAGGCAUUUUGGCGUGGAUGCAUGGUCCGCAAAGGUCUUGGCAUUUAUAAGAAAGCAGAGGAGGACAAAAAGGGCAAGAAAAAGGAUGGAAAGAAAGAAGGGAAAAAGAAGAAGAAAAAAUAACCAUCAUUUAUACCAUGCUUUUUUAUUAUUGUGUGCAUAUUAAGAAUAGAAAAUGAAAUACCAUUUAUUCACUAGUAAACAUAAUAUUGCAGUGGAAAUAAUUUCUAGAAACAAUGCUUACUUACUUAAUAAAUAUUUGUUAAAGUUGUAAAAAUCUCAUAGCACAAAAAUAACUUGGGGACAAACGAGAAAGAAAAGUGCUGCCCUCUACAGACCCAGCUGCAAACUGACAGUCAACUGCUCCUUUAGUUCAGUUAAAAGCUUUUGAGGUAACUGUUUUUUAUGUACACUAAAAGGCUAAGAAUAUAAUAGUACAAAAUAUAAUAGUACUUUACAGUAAAUGACCAUAGGCCAAAACUUAUCUUUGUUACCACAACAAUGUGAUUAAGUGUUGUAAACAUAUACAUAUUGUACAUACUCUUUCAUGGGCUGACUCCACAAAUCUAGUACUAUGUUAUAUCAUUGCUUUAGCUCAACAAAAUGAGUCUCCUGACAAAAAUCCAAUACUUCCUUAUUGUACAAAUAAAUAAAUAAUAAAUACAUAUCACCCCCUAGUCAAUCACAUGUCACUGAAAUAAUAAUAAUAAUAAUAAUAAUUAUUAUUA